AAUGAGCAGGCUUUCUGCGUUUUUGGUUUUCUUUUCCUCACACAGUCUGCCUUUUUUGUCUGCUCUUCACUUGUUUCUUGGACGCCAUUUCCAGUAGUCGUUCUUCCACUGUCCCCCGGUGGAAUCGGCGCGCGGUUUCCUGCGAACGCGCUUUCUUUGAAGAACUUUCUGCUUUCCCUGCUUGCCGAGCUUCCGCAGAGGAAACCAAGAUGGUGGGAACAAACGCUCCUUCUGCGCAGGCGUCUUCUGCCCAACACGUUGGCGGCGCUCGCACCUCCGUGCCUCGGCGGAGAGUCACGGCUGGGGGUGGCGCGUCGAGCGCAGCUGGCCAGCGCUCUAGGGGAGUGCCUGCGUCCUCCCAGGGUAUCUUGCGUUUCUACACUGACGACACUCCAGGUCUAAAGAUCGGACCCCAGACGGUUCUGAUCCUCACUCUCUGCUUCAUGGCCUCUGUCGUUCUCCUCCACAUCGUCGGCAAGGUUCAUCAGACGUACGGCGGAGAGAACUAGAGGAGCAGAGCUCGAAGUUGGAGCUCGUUCAGAUCUUUGCUGCGUCUGCCGCGUCUUAGCAGUUGCUAUGCUCCCUGCAUGCGUAGAUGGCAACUCUGUCGCUGUGACAGCGGACGCCGAGCAACCCAGAUGGGGAGGAGAGGCGGGAGCCGUUUUUAUUGCAGAGGAGAAAGCACUGGACAGACGGCGGAGCGACGAAGAGUGUCUGUGGAAAGUUGCGCUUUCUGGGGGAGAAUCAGACGACCUCGAUGAACAGGCUCAAGUGCCCUUCCGG
Molecule: messenger RNA, 783 nt
Organism: Toxoplasma gondii ME49
Lineage: Eukaryota; Apicomplexa; Conoidasida; Eucoccidiorida; Sarcocystidae
Product: Sec61beta family protein
Exons: 4
Coding region: 210-509 (99 amino acids)
Biological process (GO): intracellular protein transport
Cellular component (GO): Sec61 translocon complex
Source: RefSeq, a predicted model, not a curated record